AAAAUGUAUUCAGCGUUCACGUGCCUCAUCACUAGGAGCCGUUGCCGUCCACUCCCAGAAUAGAAACACAAGUACAUCUUAUAUAGGAAUUCAUUCUUGUCCUCUACAUGGUGUUAACGUGUCUUAACGUGUAUAUUUUAUAAAUAUUUAAAAGGAGUAGAGAUAAAGAACACCGCAAUGGCUUUGAAUACAUUUUACAAGGUGUUGAUUGGCGUUGUCAGUGCUGUUGUUGUGGCAUUGGUAAUUGCUCUUCCUGUCGUUUUUCUCUGUUGCGGAGGCGUUGACAAACAGGUUCCAGGCCUUAGAGCUAUACCAGAAAAGGAUAUUUUGAUGAAGGAGGGAGACCCAAAAUCAGUGCAGCCGUACGUGGAUGAGAUGACCGAAUUCUUGAAACCCUAUGUGGAAAUGCCCAAUAAGAAAGGGGUUAUAAACUGCAACAGCACCGUUCGGCCACAAGGAGACCAGGUGUGCAACUAUCCAGAAUCACUUCUAAAUCUCUGUGGAAGAUCAUAUAAUUUUGGCUUCAAUAAGUCCAUGCCCUGUAUCCUUUUGACACUUACGAUGGAUGAAUCAUUCAGGCCAACUCCCUAUGAAAGCUUAAAGGAAUUGCCAGAUGACAUCCCCCGGGACCUACGGAGUGAUAUGGAGGAGGACUUGGAAAAUGGAAAGCUGCGGAAGGGAAUAUGGGUAGAUUGCAACAGUGAAUAUCUCUACACUCCCAAGCCUCUGUUUCCUGACUAUUACUAUGACAAUCUGGAUGCUGCAGGAUACCUACCUCCAAUUGUUGCUGUCAAGUUUAAGCUGACAGACAAAAAAAAUGAAGACAUCAAAGUUGAAUGCAGGUUGUGGGGAAAAGAUAUUGAUAGCACAGAUGAACGUUCUAAAGUUAGCUUUACUUUACGAUUGGAAUAACCUGUUGUUACGGCAUUCACACGGUCAAAGAUACGGGCAGUGGGUGACAUAAGUGGCUGCUAUCCCAGGCAUGCAGCAUGUAGGCCAGGGGGGUGUGAGUGAUAAGAGUUUGUGCCUCCCCAUUGCAAAGUUAUUUUGUUUAAACUUGUUUUAGCUUUUUUUUCCAUUUUUCAAUGUCCAUAAAGUUUUUUGAUUUGCUAUAUCCCUAUCCUCAAUCUAUGUAGUAGAUAACUCAGUGCAAGAAAAAAAAAGUUAUAUUUUAUUAUUUGUGUCAUACAUUUUAUUUUGUAAUUUUCAAUUUUCCGCAUUACAACCUGCAGUGCCACUCACAGCAGCCAGGAAUAUGAUGUUGAGCAUGGAAAUGGCGUCCUCCCUGGAGCUAGCGCUCUUCCAGUCACAACUUUUUAUUGAUGGGAAUUAUGCCACUUUCUAAAUGCCAAAUGAGUCUAAUCACACUUCAAAAGGUUUGUGCACUCGUGGCAAAUCUUUUCCGUCACCCUGAUCUUUGCUUAUAACUGCAAGUUUGUGUCACCCGGCCUGUGGCCAUUUUGUCCGAUGAUGGAAUGUUUGUGUUACCCAGCGCUCAACCCAAAUUUUUCCAUGAUGGCAUGGUCACAUCACCUAGACCAUAAGGGAUAAAGAAACAUAAUUGGAAAGGAUAACCAAGGUGAACCAAUUGAAAGUUUUGUGAAGAAAUCAAGAAGUCAUUGACAUGCUGUAUAGUUUGUGUAAAACUGUUUCAGAGGUGCUAGGUCAUUAUAUAUUAUCAUUCCAUGUUUUUAAUUUUCUAAAAAUUUGAUUAUUAUUAGUUAAUAUUACUGUCCCUCAUCCAUAGUGAUCAAAGGAGAAAAAUACAUUUAAAGAUUUAUCUCAAUUAUGUAUAUAUAUGGAUUUACAUGCAGCCCUAUUGUGCCUUCAUUCCUUCAGAGGAAUUCAGUGUCAUACUACAAGUAAAAGCAGCCAACCCC
Messenger RNA from Penaeus vannamei (Pacific white shrimp), 1880 nucleotides. RefSeq names its product sodium/potassium-transporting ATPase subunit beta. Gene Ontology annotation, biological process: intracellular sodium ion homeostasis; potassium ion import across plasma membrane; intracellular potassium ion homeostasis. The record is from RefSeq and is a predicted model, not a curated record. NCBI's taxonomy places the organism in Eukaryota, Metazoa, Arthropoda, Malacostraca, Decapoda, Penaeidae. Gene Ontology annotation, molecular function: ATPase activator activity. Gene Ontology annotation, cellular component: sodium:potassium-exchanging ATPase complex.